This is a messenger RNA of Saccostrea cuccullata (small rock oyster), 876 nucleotides long. RefSeq names its product C-type lectin domain family 10 member A-like. The transcript has 5 exons. The record is from RefSeq and is a predicted model, not a curated record. Bases 32 to 814 code for a protein of 260 amino acids. Lineage: Eukaryota; Metazoa; Mollusca; Bivalvia; Ostreida; Ostreidae. Gene Ontology annotation, molecular function: signaling receptor activity.
CCUUAAUUUUAUUCUUGUUAAGAAAUUAACAAUGUUUGGACUAAAACUAUUCACAUUUAUUUCUACAGUACAUUAUGCUGUAUUGGUUCAAAUUGACAACGUAUCUAACAUAAAAGUGACUGCUUCGGGCAAAUGUAUAACUUUUAGCAAAGUCAUGAAUGUUUUCCCGAUCAUUGGACAAAAACAGUGCAUUCGAAAAUGUUUACAGAAUCGCAAGUGCAAGUCUGUGAACUAUCGAAAGAAACAGCUCAAUUGUGAACUAAUUGCAGCAAAACAGGGAGAAUCUGGAACCUCUUUAGUUUUGGAUUUAGAGUGUGACUAUAUUGAAAUGGAAAAUCAGCCACAGGAGCUGGCGGGAUCUUGUAAGGCAACAUCGUGUAAAGUGGAGUGUGUGCCUCUAAGUAGCGGAAAACCAUUCUGCGUAUAUGGCAAAUGUCCUACAUCAUGGCAACUAAACGGGGAGAAGAAAUAUUGUUUUGUGAAAAAUUCUCUUAAGUGGCAGGCUGCCAAGGAUAGCUGCAUUUGGAUGGAUGGAUAUCUUCUGGAAAUAGAAAGUGAGGCUGAACAGACCUGGAUUCAAAACAAAACCUCUGGGGACAGAUGGUGGAUUGGGGGAACAGACGAGGAGUCAGAGGGCACGUUCAUCUGGGUACAUUCUAACACAACAUUGAAUUACACAAAUUGGCUCCAAGGUGAACCUAGUAACGGGGAUACAGGUGAAAAUUGCCUCGAAAUGCUUACUGAAGGUGUUUGGAAUGACAAAAACUGUGAUUCAUCUACUUACUAUAUUUGUGAAAAAAAGACUUUUCAAUGAAUGUUAUGCAUGUAAAUACGGGGCACUUACUAGAAUUUCUUCUUUAAGGAAUAUGUUUCAUU